GUUUAUGAAUAGCAUCGGCCUGUCGCUUGCCUAAAGAUGCAGAGAAAAACGCAUUAUUUUCCAUUCAUUGCGCUUCUAUCUUUCCUACUUCUUCCGACGAUUUUUGCAACAAAUUGCAGUUGUCCUAUGUACUAUUGUGGAAGCACUUGUUGCAGUUUGGCUGAAUAUAACCACAUAUAUCCAAUGGCGACUGGAUUUGCAGAAGGAUUCGGGAUCGCACUCUUAUCUAUCAUCGGUAUUUCAGUUGCAGUAACGAGCUUAUGCACAUGCUGCAAAAAAUACGAAUGUAAGAAAGUACGACACGUGCAAAAGAAAAAGCCGAAAAUAACUUAUACUUUUGAAAUAAGAAAAAAAGCGAAAGAAUUGCAGAAAAAUAAGAAGAAAAAAAAAAAUAAAGACACUAAAGAGACGACUGAAAUUGAAAAUGUCUAAUUGCUUUAUCAGUUUGUGUGCGUGUAUAUAUGUGUCAUAGUCUUAUAUGUUUGUAUAUAUAGUUUUUGGGGCUCCCGAAGUAUGCGAACCAAGAUGGCGGACAUCGGAAUGUAAUAUGUGUAC
This is a messenger RNA of Styela clava, 555 nucleotides long. The record is from RefSeq and is a predicted model, not a curated record. NCBI's taxonomy places the organism in Eukaryota, Metazoa, Chordata, Ascidiacea, Stolidobranchia, Styelidae.